Messenger RNA from Gossypium arboreum, 969 nucleotides. Its product is annotated as stem 28 kDa glycoprotein-like. The transcript has 3 exons. The coding region runs from base 58 to 840 and encodes 260 amino acids. The record is from RefSeq and is a predicted model, not a curated record. Gene Ontology annotation, molecular function: acid phosphatase activity. Lineage: Eukaryota; Viridiplantae; Streptophyta; Magnoliopsida; Malvales; Malvaceae.
GGUGUAUUUAAAGAGCAAGCAAGCUCUCAAGCAAAGCAAAAACACAGCAGCGUUGCCAUGGCACUGCUAUUGCUCUUGUUCCUAGCCAACAUUUUAACAAUUUCAAAGGGAACAUGCGAAGCGGGUAUCAUAAAACAGAUUCAUCUCCUCCGACCAAGAUCCGGUGCCGGAGGAGAUUUCAUACCGGGGUUAUCGUGCCUGAGUUGGCGACUCGCCGUCGAGACCAACAACAUCAUUGGGUGGAAAACUGUUCCAGAAGAGUGUGAAGAAUACGUAGGUCACUACAUGUUAGGGAAGCAGUAUCGGAAAGACUCGAGAGCGGUGGCUAAGGAGGCUUUUCUAUACGCCCAAAGCCUCAAGCUGGCCGGCGACGGCAGGGAUAUUUGGAUCUUUGAUAUUGACGAGACUACCCUCUCCAAUUCCCCUUAUUAUGCCCAGCAUGGAUUCGGAGCGGAGCCAUACAAUGCCACAUUGUUCGAUGAGUGGGUAAUGGAAGGGGCUGCUCCAGCAUUACCGGAGAGUCUUUUGCUUUACAACAAGUUAUUGAGUUUAGGGAUUAAGGUUGUUUUCUUAACAGGAAGACAAGAAUCUCAAAGAAACACAACUGCUUCAAAUCUUAAGAAUGUUGGAUACCACACUUGGGACAAGCUUAUACUCAAGGAACCAUCAAAGUAUUCAGGGAAGACAGCUGUAUUUUACAAGUCAAACGAGAGAAAAAUGCUGGAGAAGAAAGGGUAUAGAAUCAUUGGAAAUAUAGGUGAUCAAUGGAGUGAUCUCUUGGGGACCAAUACCGGUAACCGGACGUUCAAGUUGCCGGAUCCAAUGUAUUACAUUAGCUGAAGAUAUAUCACCAUCUUGCCACCGGAGGAGAAUGGCCAUUGAUUUAUGUACUAUUUAUUUAUUAUGUGUAUGGAAAUUUGCAAUAAAAUAAAAUAAAGAUUUAUUUAUAAUAAAAUUAGUAAAAGUUUA